Molecule: messenger RNA, 3093 nt
Organism: Megalopta genalis
Lineage: Eukaryota; Metazoa; Arthropoda; Insecta; Hymenoptera; Halictidae
Source: RefSeq, a predicted model, not a curated record
GGCGGCCAAGAGCCACAGUUGGUUGCGAGCUGUCGUCAUGAGCACAUUACGCGUCUUCGGUCUACGCGACGCGACCUCGUGUCCUCCGGCGAUCCCGUGACCCCGUGAUUCGGUGAACAGGUGCCCGUUACCGCCACCCCCCGCCGAAAAGAGAUCACCGAAUUUGUGCGUCGGCCGAGUGCGACAGUGACCCCUCGGAAAUUCGCAGUGGAAAAUUGUUGGUGAAAAUCUGAUCAAUCCUGUGACGAACUCUCACCUCCUUCCCCCCUCAACCCCUCCCUCCCGUACAGUGAUCAUGUUGGUGAAAAAUCUGGUGCGUCCGUAGAGCGACCGUCGUUCAGUGUGUGAGAGUUCGCCUGGAAUCUUUGAAAUCGGUGAGGUCGAAGCUCGAGUACACGAAGUGCCGAAAAUCGUAUAGGUUCGCAGACCGUCGCGUAGGGUCGUGCAUCGUUUUUUUUCAGCGUUGAUAGAAAAAUAGAGUCGAAAGGCGAUCCGCGGAACCGACGAGAAUGUGUAGCACGAGGGUGACGAACGUGACCCGCGCUGCGAUAAAGUUUGGUCAGCCUCGGUCCGCUGGGCCGAGCAAUAAACCGGGGCAUGAUCGUCGGGCAGAGUGUUCCCCUAAUUCCGAGUGACUCCGAAGACUAUGCGGAACGUCGCCGAAACGGAAUGGCGGGCCUGAAAGAUUCAUGAGAGCGCUUGAACUCGCGCAAAGGUCAGAGGACACGAGGUCGGUCUUCGCCGGUGAUCCUCUUUUAAAAGAGGGGACGCCAGUUUCCGGGAAACUGGGGCGAUAGACGGGAAAAGUUAGGCUCGGGAAGCGGUGGAGCAUUCGGGCUCGGUGCCGCGUCUGUGAUCCACGUACUAGGGUAAUAAUCAACCGGCUAGCGAAUCGGAUUUCUGAAAAGCGUUUCGAUCCGUUCGGUGGAUCGAAUCCGACGGAUCCAUCGGGAUUCGCCGCGAUAGGCGAUUUUUUGAAACGGCGAUCACGCUCGACGAGAUGCCCGGCGAUGCAGUAUUUGGUAUCGCCGCGAUCUGAAUCUCGGGUUUUGUUCAGAGCUUGAACAGUUCGGAAGGGAGAAUGGUAGCGCGACGCGGCGAGAAAAGUGAUCCGGAGGAUCUGAUAGAUCGCAGCCGGAUAGGCUGCGAUGUGGCCGCGAUGAGCGACGGGUGGAUCGAUUGAGGAUCUCGGCGAGGAUCGUCGGUGGUGUCCGAUGAGUCGGGAGCUGACUGGCUCGGUGACAGUGGCCGCAGUGGUUGCAAACUGUAGACGACCAUGGACAGAAGGGACCUGGUCGGCGGUGAAGGUCGCUCGCGGAGCACGAUCGGCAAUACAGCCUCGGGAUGCUGCACGCUGUUAUGCUAGGCAGCGGUCCGGGCCGAGGGAGACACGAAUGGUAUCCGGGAUUCUACUUGCAGCGACGACGACUUGGAUGCAGGAUGAACCGCGGUGAACAGGAGACACUAUUCCGGCAGAGCCGGCAGCUGACCAGGAUCGUGCCAUCGCACGAGGACCUGGUCCUCAGCGUGCUCAAAUCGCCGAUCAGCCAGCACCAGCAUCAUCAUCAGCAACGGCAGCAGUACCAUCACGCGCACCACUCGCACGAACACCAUGUUAACUGCCAAGGUCAUCCGAAUCAUAAGAAGUGCACGCACUACUCAGGUGAGAACCUUGAGAGUCUUCCACGAAGCAAGGACCAAUGCUCUCGGCUGACGGAGAAGCGGUCUAGCGCCGCGGCCGCCUACGCUGCCCUGCAGGGCAGCGAAGACGAGCUGGUGGCAGAGCACUGUCUCGAGUCUGAGGACGCGGCCUUGAAGACGCCUGGCAGCGAGACGGAGGACACCGAGGACAACGGCGGCCAGAUGGAGGAGCCGGUGUCACCCACCCGCCGGUUCACCUUCCUAAGGCGGUUCCGGUCGCCGCGGUUCGGCGAGGGCCAUCACAAGAGGGUGCCGACGCCGAUGAAGCGGAAAUACCGCCGGAAGAAGAGCAAGGAUGAUAUCAUCGACAGCGAGAUGAACGCUGCGGAGAUGGAGCCGGCCAGCCUGAACCAAGCCGGCGUACCAGACCCUUACUACCCUAUCUACUUGCCCAUCGACCAGGCCUUCAAGGCCAAGUACCUGUUCCACCACAAGAAGGGCAAGACCUUCCAGGAGAGACUCUACGUGUUCCUCGAACAUCCCGGCGGGUGGAUCUGCUUCGUCUAUCAUUUCACUGUGUUCAUGGUGGUAUUGGUGUGCCUCAUAUUUAGUGUUUUGUCAACCAUAGACCAGUACAGUAACUUCGCGAACGAAACACUCUUUUGGAUGGAAAUAUGUUUGGUGGUAUUCUUCGGCGUGGAGUACAUGGUGCGAUUAUGGAGCGCAGGCUGCAGAUCAAAGUACAUGGGAUGCUGCGGCAGGCUGCGAUUCAUACGGAAACCGAUUUGUAUCAUAGAUUUAAUAGUGGUGGUCGCAUCCAUGGUGGUCUUGUCCGUGGGGAGCAAUGGUCAGGUGUUCGCCACCUCCGCCAUUAGAGGCAUCCGAUUUUUGCAAAUACUGCGGAUGCUCCACGUCGAUCGGCAAGGUGGCACGUGGCGACUUCUCGGCUCUGUUGUUUUCAUUCACCGUCAGGAGCUGAUCACAACAUUGUACAUCGGGUUCCUAGGUCUUAUUUUCAGCAGUUACUUCGUGUAUCUUGCCGAAAAAGAUGCUGUUGGGCCCGAUGGAAAAACAGACUUUUCCAGUUAUGCUGAUGCACUGUGGUGGGGGGUGAUUACCGUGACCACCAUCGGCUACGGUGACACAGUUCCACAAACCUGGAUGGGAAAAAUCGUAGCCUCGUGUUUCAGCGUGUUCGCCAUAUCUUUUUUCGCACUUCCAGCCGGCAUUCUGGGCUCCGGUUUCGCGCUGAAAGUCCAGCAAAAGCAACGGCAGAAGCACUUCAACCGACAGAUACCGGCCGCGGCGAUGUUGAUACAGUGUCUAUGGAGAUGUUACGCGGCCGACAAAGCCAUCAACAGCGUGGCGACUUGGAAGAUCUAUAUCAAGGAUCCAGCGCCGACCGGCCAGCCGUCCACGCCUCUCGGAAAGUUGAUUUGUGUAAAGAAGAUG